GGCACUUACAAUCCACGUACACGGCCGUAUCGUAUGGUUUUGGACUACUUCGCAAUAUUUUCUGUAUUUUUAUCGUUAUUCGGACUAAUUAAGAGAUAAAUUCAAGAUGGUUUUAGCGGAUUUAGGAAGGAAAAUUACUUCGGCGUUGAGAUCCCUCAGCAAUGCCACCAUCAUCAACAAAGAGGUACUGGAUUCUAUGUUAAAGGAAAUAUGUACGGCUUUAUUAGAAGCUGACGUUAAUAUAAAACUUGUUAAACAAUUAAGAGAAAAUGUCAGAUCCGUAAUCGAUUUCGACGAAAUGGCUGCCGGUCUAAACAAACGUCGCAUGAUACAGACGGCCGUCUUUAAAGAAUUAGUAAAGUUAGUGGAUCCAGGAGUAAAAGCCUGGCAGCCGGUCAAGGGAAAACCAAACAUUAUAAUGUUUGUAGGCCUUCAAGGAAGUGGUAAAACAACAACAUGUACAAAGUUAGCGUAUCAUUACAUGAAAAAAGGGUGGAAAACGUCUUUGGUGUGUGCGGAUACGUUUCGUGCUGGUGCAUUCGACCAGUUGAAGCAGAAUGCAACGAAAGCCAGGAUACCCUUUUAUGGAAGUUACACAGAAGUAGAUCCGGUAGUCAUUGCCCAGGAAGGCGUAGAUAAAUUCAAAAAAGAAAAUUUUGAAAUAAUUAUUGUAGAUACAAGCGGAAGACACAAACAAGAAGAUUCUUUAUUUGAAGAAAUGUUACAAGUAUCUAACGCUACGGAUCCAGAUAAUAUUAUAUUCGUGAUGGAUGCGUCAAUUGGUCAAGCCUGUGAAGCUCAGGCUCGUGCUUUUAAAGAUAAAGUUGAUGUAGGUGCCGUCAUUGUGACCAAAUUAGAUGGACAUGCAAAGGGAGGAGGAGCACUGAGCGCGGUGGCUGCCACUCAGAGUCCCAUCAUAUUUAUCGGCACGGGAGAACAUAUAGACGACUUCGAGCCUUUCAAAGUCAAACCGUUUGUAAGUAAAUUACUAGGAAUGGGAGACAUUGAAGGCCUCAUCGAUAAAGUCAACGAAUUAAAAUUAGAUGACAAUGAAGAACUGAUUGAGAAACUCAAACAUGGCGAAUUCACUCUGAGGGACAUGUAUGAACAGUUCCAGAAUAUCAUGAAAAUGGGUCCCUUCAGCCAAAUUAUGGGAAUGAUUCCGGGAUUCAGCAGUGACUUCAUGACGAAGGGAAACGAACAGGAAUCAAUGGCCAGGCUGAAGAAGCUGAUGACCAUCAUGGACAGCAUGAAUGAUCAAGAACUGGAUCACAGAGAAGGUGCCAAGCUGUUUUCCAGACAGACCGGAAGGAUAACCAGGGUAGCCAGGGGUGCUGGAGUCACCAGUCGGGAGGUGCAAGAACUGCUCUCACAGUACACCAAGUUUGCAGCCAUGGUAAAGAAGAUGGGAGGAAUAAAGGGACUCUUCAAAGGUGGAGACAUGGCCAAAAAUGUCAAUCCCGUUCAGAUGGCGAAGCUAAACCAACAGAUGGCAAAAAUGAUGGAUCCCAGAGUCUUGCACCAAUUGGGAGGCAUCAGCGGACUCCAGAGCAUGAUGCGUCAACUGCAGGGUGCUGCCACGGGUAACAUGAGUCACGUCAUGGGAAUGGGCAAGUGAGCGGGCCCUUUCUUCACCGGGGGGUCGAAUGGUGGGGUGGUCCCCCCGU
Centruroides sculpturatus (bark scorpion) is the source of this 1667-nucleotide messenger RNA. RefSeq names its product signal recognition particle 54 kDa protein (gene Srp54k). The record is from RefSeq and is a predicted model, not a curated record. Gene Ontology annotation, molecular function: GTPase activity; 7S RNA binding; GTP binding. Gene Ontology annotation, biological process: SRP-dependent cotranslational protein targeting to membrane; SRP-dependent cotranslational protein targeting to membrane, translocation. Bases 107 to 1618 code for a protein of 503 amino acids. Gene Ontology annotation, cellular component: cytosol; signal recognition particle, endoplasmic reticulum targeting. NCBI's taxonomy places the organism in Eukaryota, Metazoa, Arthropoda, Arachnida, Scorpiones, Buthidae. The transcript has 15 exons.